CCAUAUUUGUUCGGGGCAAAGAUGCCGAAAAGUUGUUCUGCUUACAGCUGCACUAAUAGAUACCGUAGUGACAAUCCCAAAAUAACCUUUCACAGAUUCCCUCUGAGCAAGCCAUCAGUGCUUAAGCAAUGGUUGGAAAAUUUAGGACGAGAGGACUUUCAACCGAAGAAACAUAUGGUUAUUUGCUCUCUUCAUUUCACUCCGGAUUGUUUUAGUGGAUUGGGCAACCGGAAGAAUCUCCUUUGGAACGCCGUCCCUACUCUUUUCACAAAACCACAAAAGAAUUCGAAGGUAUAUUCUCAUCGAAGGAAGUCGAAGAAGAAGCCUCUAGUGACAGAGGAAAAUAUCGAAAGGAGAGAUGGUUGUGCAAAAGAGGGGUCAGUGGCACUUGAUGAAGUUGCACCAGAUGAGGUUUUUGAAGGACUUACUCAACCCACAGGGAUCAGAGAGCCAGUGAUUCAUCAAGCAGACCCACGAGUCGAGGAUUUUAGGUCCCUGGAUCACAAUUAUGCACUGCUGGAUCCCAACACAACAAAGGUUCGUCUGUUUGAUGCUCUUGAAGCCAACCAGUGGCUGCUGAAGAGGUUAAAAGCCAAGUGCCAAGUGAUCAAGAGAAUAAAGCUAAAACUGCAAGUUGCUCAAAAGGAAUUGAGAUCUCUACACAUUUGGUGUAAUCAGACUAGGUCUACAAGAUACUACAAAGGACAAAAACGAGUCUUGACACAAAGAAUGAAGCCACGCAGAAAUCCUUCUAAGAUAAAUAUGCAUUGUUCAGGUCAGGACCCCGCUGACUGACUCAUGAAUGUUGACUCUAUGUUGGGCAGAAGAGAUUGAAAAAGAUAUUCUGUCUGUAUUUACACGGGCCACCACCUCUUCUUAUCAUUUUCAACAAUAUAUAAUUCAUUUUGGAAAAAUAGGCACAGACUGAAAUGUUAACAGGUCAAACUGCUGUACAUAUAUUCACCACUAAGUGAAAAGCAUUGGUUUAGAGCACACUUAGAUGCUUAGAAAAUCAACAAAUGUAUGU
Messenger RNA from Chanos chanos (milkfish), 1027 nucleotides. RefSeq names its product THAP domain containing, apoptosis associated protein 3 (gene thap3). The record is from RefSeq and is a predicted model, not a curated record. The coding region runs from base 22 to 795 and encodes 257 amino acids. The transcript is spliced from 4 exons. NCBI's taxonomy places the organism in Eukaryota, Metazoa, Chordata, Actinopteri, Gonorynchiformes, Chanidae.